Messenger RNA from Didymella exigua CBS 183.55, 1053 nucleotides. RefSeq lists its product as uncharacterized. Gene Ontology annotation, cellular component: THO complex part of transcription export complex. The transcript has 2 exons. Lineage: Eukaryota; Fungi; Ascomycota; Dothideomycetes; Pleosporales; Didymellaceae. The record is from RefSeq and is a predicted model, not a curated record. Gene Ontology annotation, biological process: mRNA processing. The coding region runs from base 1 to 1053 and encodes 350 amino acids.
AUGGCAGUCACGGACUGGUCGCUACUGCCGCAAGCAGAUGAAGAUGCGCUUCACAACGUAUCCCGACUGCUCGCCGUUGAGGCUCGACCGUACCAGCAGGUCGCCGGCCGCCUGCUCAAGGACAACUUCUUCGACUUUGCACGGUCGAAGCAGCUGCCCUCACCGCCUCCCGAUGCCUCGGCUGCCGAGGAAGAGGCUGCCGCCAGAGCAGUCGAGCGCGAACAACAGGCACGCAAAGUCGAGACAUGGCGCGACAACAUCAUGAACGAGCUCUCCAUGCUCGACUAUGCCAUUCUCCGCUUCGAAUUCACGACGAACAGCAACCACACCGAGCGGGCACGAUAUGCGGUGGAGAAGGACGGCAUCACAGCGAAGCAGCAGCACGUCCGAGACACGAUCGAGGACCUGCGCGUGAAGCUGGUCGAUGCGAAGGAGACGCUGGCGGUGCGCAAGACCUACGACGAGCUGACGGAGAAAAUCACAAGCAGCAAGAUGCUGAAGCCGCGAGAUGAACAGAGGCAGGCGCAUGAGAGGCUGGACGAGGAGAUUGCCCAUCUCGAGCGCGAAGUCCGGUCCGCGAAGAAGACGUGGGAGGAGCGGCGCAUACAGUUUGGCCGCAUCGAGGAGGAGGCCAGGGAGAUGCUGCGCAUGAUCAAGGACGAGAAGGAGGAGGCAGAGCGCAAGGAGGGCAUGAUGAAGGACGGCGAUGAAGAUGGGGAGGGCGAGGGCAGCACAUCUCGGGGAGAUGGCAGCCGUGUUGGCACUCCACGACCAGACGGCAGCAUGACGCCCAUUCACGUCGGCCAGAGCGGAGAGGGGUCGCAGUCACUGAAGGUGCCACCGCCGGACCGACUGAAGCCUCUGUCAAGGGACGCCAGUACUGUACCGUCUCCAGCACCAUCGUCCGCGCAGUAUGACAUCCCCAUGGCCGACUCGGGCGCGCCGACGGGCGACGUGCAAGCCGAGGACUCGGACGGCAUCGACGAAGGAGAGGACCUGGAAGAGGGCGAGGACGACGGCGAGGCUUCACCUGACAAGAUGGACGAGUCGUAA